AUGAAUAUUUUGAAACGCACAACGUUGGUUAGAAAAAACCCCACAUGUUUACACAUACGAAAGAAUCAGAUAUACUCGAAAAAUGAUUUAACCCAUGAUAUAUUUGAAAAUGAAAAAUGCAUAGACAAAUUUGAAGAGUUCAAAGAAAAAAAAAUAAUUUAUAAAAAAGAUUAUAAAGAUUACAUGAAAUUAUAUGAAUGUUAUAAGCCUUAUUAUACAAAGCUAAUUGUAGAAAAAAGAAAUUAUUUCAAUUUUUCUAUUUGCUGGACAUUCAAUGAUGAAAGGUCUGUGUGCGUGAGUAACGACACAAAUAAAAAGGUGAAAAGUUUUACAGAUACAUUAUGUAAGCUGAAAGUGGAAUUGUCCAAAAUAAGACAAUAUAUAGACAACAAGGAAAAUGGGUUACAACUUAGUGGUGUAAGGAAAUCUCAAGAUAGAGACACAAGUUCAUUAAAAAAUGUACGAACCGUAAACAUUGCUGCAACAAGUGUGAACUUUACAAAUAGCGAAAAUAAAAAAAAUAUAACAGAUGAGGAAAGGAAACAAAAAGAACAUGAGAAAAUUAGUGAGAAAUUGUCGAAUGAAUGGAGGAAUAAUCCCAUCCCGUCGUCUGCACACGGAAAGGAAAGAGACUCUUAUGUGGACAAGCCUAGUGAUACAAAGCAAAAAGGGAAUCGAAGUAGAUACCAAACAAGGGAACAAGAAGAAGAGGAAGAAAAAAAAAAUAGCAAAAAAAUGAAUUACACAAAGUUGAAUAAAAUAUGGGAAAGUUUUCUAUUUCAUAAGGAAAGAAGUAAUAUUAAGGAAGAAAAAAUCAAUUUUGAAAUUUUAAGAAAAACUUUUUUAAAAGCACAAUUUUUUGAAAAAAAUAAAAAAAAAGAUUUCCAAUUUUUUGAAAAUAUAUUAACUGAUUUGUUACUGAGGCCAGACAUAUUUAUAAGUGCUUUGAAUUCGUUAUAUUUUAUCUUUUUCGACAUGAAAAUAAGUGAUACAAAUUGUUAUAAUGUUUUUUUGAAGAAGGAAAAAGUACACACAAGUAGUGACUUCUCAAGGAGUGGAAGUUACAAUUUGCUCUAUGACCCAUCGAAAGAAGAGUGCAUUCAUUCAUGCAAAAACAUAGAGAGGGAAAAAAAAAUAUCGGGCAGCGUAUUGUUACAUUUAGCUAAUCCUAAGAAGGAAAAGGAAGACGAACAAAAUAGUUCUACAUUUGCAAAAAAGCAGGGCAGCAAAGAAGUGAAAAAGGCGAGAAAUAGUAAUGCAUUUAAUGAAAAAAAUACGAUUGAUGAAAGUAUUCCUUAUAAAAUUCCAGCUAAGGAUGAAACAAGUGGGAAAAUCAGAAGAUACAUAUUAAAUUAUCUGUUCAAUAUAUAUUAUGAAAAACAUAUAGGAUUAAAGAAUAUGCAUAAAACAUUCGACAUACAUCUAACAUAUAAAUUACGUUAUUGUAAGAAGGAAGGUAAUUUAUAUAAGUUUAUCGCUUCAAGAGGAAUUGAAAUUGAGAACAGAAAUAUUAUUUUAAUAAAAUGUAACAAAAUAAGUGGUUCAUUUUUAGUAGGAUUAGUAAAAAAAAUUCAGAAAACAAAAGAUUUUUCUAUUCUUUAUGUAAAUAUCAAAAGGUACAAUUGCAACAAAAUCGGGACUAAUGUUGUGAAAUUAUAUGAAGAGAUGGAUUUAAGUGACGAAUACAUGGAAAUCUACUUUAAUAAAACUCAUGUAUUUCCUGUUGAAUUUUCUCAUGAAUUUAAAAAUCCAUGUAUCUUUACAUCAACCAGUAGAGAUAAUUGUCCAAAUGUAGGUGAUAUCCACCAAAACGAGGAGAAGAAUGACACAAAUGUGUAUGAAGCUGUUAUACUAUCGGUUCACCUCAGUACAAUUUCGAAUAGGAUAAAAUAUUCCAUGCUUAGUCUUUUUGAAAAAAAAAAACAAGUUCCCAAUAAUCAAAUUUUAGAGUUAUUACUAAAUGAGGAAUAUAACCAUUCACAUGUAUGUGCAUCUGAGGAAUCGCUAUCUAGCUGUGCCAUGAUGCACAGAGAUGGAGGUUACAAUUUUCUAAUCCAAGAAGCUAUAAAUAAAUUUUUCCAAAAUAGAAAAAAUGAAAUGACUUUUCUCAAUAUUAUAAAUAAAGAUCUUAUAAAAAAUGAUAAAAUAGUCGGUAAGCUUCACAAGAAACUAAAGAAUAACAUGGACGAAUUUUCCCGAAUGUGUAAUGUGUACAUAAAGUUCGAUAUUUAUCAGAAGAAUGUCUUGCGGGACAUUUUACUCAAUGAAGGGGAGAUCCCUGUGCACCUCAUUCGUGGUGCUCCGGGGAGUGGAAAGAGUGACCUGAUAUCUUUCAUAAUUUACUUCCUAACACUAGAGAGGAAAAACAAUAUUUUUGUCGGCACGAGCAAGCACAUUUCGGUGCAAAAUAUUCGUGAGAAGUUACUGCACUUUAAGUUAUGCCUGAAUAGAGACAAUGUACAAAGGUCGAGGAAUCAGAAGUCGGAUAUAUAUAUAGACACGAUAUAUCAAGCAUUUAAAAUUAAAGAUAAGAAAAUAAAACAUUUAAUUAUUGAUGAAGCUUCUAGUUUAUCCGAAUACAACAGUUUAAUUUGUCUAAAUCUGAAUUGUGAAUUCAUUUACGCCUUUGGUGACGACAAACAGUUAACUUUUCAUAGUUUGAUAUAUGAAAAAAAGAAAUUACAAAUAAAUUAUCUAAGCAUUUUUGAAAAAAUAAAACGUUAUAAAAACAUAAAAUAUCAUCAUUUACUAAUUCAGUAUAGGUUAAUUUUUCCAAUGUAUUUAUUUAUUUCUUUUUAUUUUUACAAGAAAAAAUUAAUUGCUUCUAAAAAAAUUAUGGACAAUUUUUUUCAGUUAGAAAAAAAUAAAUGCAAUCUUUUUAAUACCCUAUCAGGGGAGGAGGACCUUCUACGCAUCUUGAAGAAAGAAAACCUUUUUCAUCAUUGCUCGAUACCAAUUCUGUUUAUCGAUACGUAUGAAGCCGAUUUAAAUUCACAAACGUUUGAGGAAAAAAUUAAUUAUUCUUACAUAAACCAGUUUGAAGCAGAUAUCAUUUUAAAACUGGUAAAAAAUUUGAAUAUAGAAAAUCAAAAAAAUAUUACUAUCUUAACUCCUUAUACAAGCCAAAAAUUGUAUAUUCAGUGUAUUUUAAAAAAUACACAUUUGGAUAAUAGAACUCAACGUAAUGAUCCCCAAUUCGAUCAGCAUAAAAAGAAUAAUAAUAAAGAAAUAUGCAAACAUUUGAUGUAUCAAACCAUGGUUGAUCGGUCUUCUAGUGAAAACAUGCAAAAAGUAAGUCCAAUCACAUGUGCAAGAAACGAAACAAAUUCGAAUUCUAACCACAGUUAUGGCCAAAUAUUUAGUCUCUUUAAAAAUGAUCAUUUGAGAGCAGGAACUAACGAAUCUAAUCGUGUGUCUCCAUGGGAAGAUAUAUUUGAAAUAGGUUCUUUUGCAGACCGUCAAGGUGGGCUUAAAGGAGGGCAUGAAGUGGGGAAUGAAGUGGGGAAUGAAGUGGGGAAUGAAGUAGGGCAUAAAGUAGGGCAUAAAGUAGGGCAUAAAGUAGGGCAUGAAAUAGGCCUUGAAUUAUGCCAUGAGGUAGGGAACCAAUCCAGGUUCCACAGGGGCCAUCCGAAUGAUACGGAUCCUUUUAGCGACCUUUUUUCCAAUACCUUUUUACGAAAGAGUGAAAAAAUUGGCGAAAAUAAUUUUAGUUUUUCGGAGAACAAAUUUCCCAUAGCUUUGAAGAUGUCAAAAAAUGGAUGCAAUAUAAAUAAUUCCAAUGUAUGGAUGAACGAACAAAAUGGGAAUAACAAAUCGGCAAAAUGCAAUCGAGACGUUGAAAAAAAUUCCAACGUUUUGCACAAAAAUGUUCACACAAUUGACAGUUAUCAGGGUUGUGAAAAUGACUUAAUUAUUAUAAGCACAGUUAGAUCGAAUGAUAAACAUAUGCUUGGUUUUCUGAAUGAUGAAAAGAGGUUAAAUGUUUUGCUGACUCGAAUGAAGAAGGGAAUUAUCAUUGUUGGAAAUUCCAAAACGUUAAUGAACAACUUUUUUUGGAAAGAGUUUAUUUCCUUUCUGGACUUUUUCAAAUCCAGGAAAUCCGUCUUUACCUUACCCUUCAUGCGCAAUUGCAAAUGA
This is a messenger RNA of Plasmodium gonderi, 4137 nucleotides long. RefSeq lists its product as hypothetical. NCBI's taxonomy places the organism in Eukaryota, Apicomplexa, Aconoidasida, Haemosporida, Plasmodiidae. Gene Ontology annotation, molecular function: 5'-3' DNA helicase activity; ATP binding. Bases 1 to 4137 code for a protein of 1378 amino acids. The record is from RefSeq and is a predicted model, not a curated record. The transcript has 2 exons.